ACGGAGGAGACCAGCAGGAGUUGGAAGGAGUUCCGCUGCUGUUGCGUUGGCAGUCUGACUGAAAAGAUGCUUCCCGGAGCGCUCGCCGUGUUACUGAUUUUAUUCAGCCUCACUGAGAGCAAACAGAAAGAUUUAUACACCUUUAAAGUGGUGAACAGCAGGGGGAAGUUAGUGUCCCUGGAAAAAUACCGGGGUUCGGUAUCCCUGGUGGUGAAUGUAGCCAGUGAAUGUGGCUUCACUGAGGAACACUACAAAGACCUGCAGCAGCUCCAGAGGGACUUUGGGCCGUAUCACUUCAAUGUGCUGGCCUUCCCCUGCAACCAGUUUGGGCAGCAGGAGCCCGGAAGCGACAAGGAGAUCGACAGCUUUGUGCGCAGAGUCUACGGCGUCUCCUUCCCUCUGUUCAGUAAAAUCGCUGUCAUCGGAACCGGGGCCAACAAUGUGUACAAGUACCUUGUUGAGUCUUCCGGGCAUGAGCCUGACUGGAAUUUCUGGAAGUAUCUAAUUGAUGUAAAUGGCAAAGUAGUGGAUGCGUGGGGACCAAAAGUUUCUGUCAAAGAAAUCCGACCCAAAAUUGCUGAAAUGGUGCGGCAGAUAAUCUUGAAGAAGAAAGAAGAGCUUUAACCUCCUGUUAAAGGAACCCUUUAGUGUUCUGCAGUAUGAUAUUUAAAUGUAUUGGUACAUGAUCCAAAGGGAUGAACUGAACACAUUCAUUUUGCUCGUACAAUCAGACUUUGUUAGAACAAACCAUUCAAUUCAAGACACAUAGUGAAAGCAAAUUUUUACUGAACUUGCUUUCUGAAAGCACUGAUGAAACACCACUAUGUUUGUAAUGUCAAGUUUUAUAUAUCAGAUGUAUGAUAUCUUAGGUCUGCAGCUGUAAGCCAAAGAGCUCCUCUUUCCCUAUUUGUUAGUCAUGUGGAUUACGUGUUUGGUUUGUUGUUCAUUCUGAUUUGUAGAAUAAACGUUUACUGUGAUGAGAA
Morone saxatilis (striped sea-bass) is the source of this 983-nucleotide messenger RNA. It is a transcript of the gene gpx7, whose product is annotated as glutathione peroxidase 7. Lineage: Eukaryota; Metazoa; Chordata; Actinopteri; Moronidae. The transcript is spliced from 3 exons. The record is from RefSeq and is a predicted model, not a curated record. Bases 67 to 624 code for a protein of 185 amino acids. Gene Ontology annotation, biological process: response to oxidative stress. Gene Ontology annotation, molecular function: glutathione peroxidase activity.